AUACUCCUUGUUAUAUUUGUGAUCAACUUCUCCAUAUUUUUUUCCUCAAACCAAAAUCAUGACUAAGGACACAAAAUCUUGGAGACCUUUUACAUCCAACUGUUGUUCAGCUGAAGACCAAACAAUAUUUGGCAAUUUUAGUAGGUGCAAAACCUCGAAAUCGGAAUUUUCGAAGAACCUAGGUCCAUUGCCAUCGUUUCGUAGGUUGUCAUUUUCGGAUUUGAGCAGGUCCUCAUCAACGCGAAUUAACGAGGAUCUUGCUCAAACAUUUGGACCUGACUUGUUUGAUUUCCAGUUGAGUGAACUGCGCGCGAUAACACAGAAUUUCUCGACGAAUUAUCUGCUCGGUGAAGGUGGAUUUGGGACAGUGCAUAAGGGGUAUGUUGAUGAGAAUUUGAGAAAUGGUUUGAAAUCUCAAGCGGUUGCUGUUAAGCUUCUUAAUAUUGAAGGACUUCAAGGGCAUAGGGAAUGGCUGGCAGAAGUAAUAUUUCUAGGGCAGCUGAGGCACAAAAACUUGGUAAGAUUGAUUGGCUAUUGUUGUGAGGAUGAGGAACGCCUUCUUGUUUACGAAUUCAUGCCCAAAGGCAGCCUUGAGAAUCAUCUCUUUAGAAGGUUAUCAAUGUCAUUGCCAUGGGGUACAAGAUUGAAGAUAGCAAUUGGAGCAGCCAAAGGCCUCGCUUUCUUGCAUGGUGCUGAAAAACCUGUUAUUUACCGUGACUUCAAAACCUCCAACAUUUUGCUUGAUUCUGACUUUACUGCUAAAUUAUCAGAUUUUGGGCUUGCACAUAUGGGCCCAGAAGGAUCAAACACCCAUGUUACUACUAGAGUAAUGGGCACUUAUGGAUAUGCAGCCCCUGAAUAUGUUAGCACAGGACAUCUUACUACAAGAAGUGACAUAUAUAGCUUUGGAGUGGUUUUGCUAGAACUACUAACUGGAAGAAGAGCAAUGGACAAAAAAAGGCCCAAGAAUGAACAAAACCUAGUGGACUGGACCAGGCCAUACUUGUCAAGUAGUCGAAGAUUGCGUUGCAUAAUGGACCCAAGACUUGGUGGACAAUAUUCAGUAAAGGGAGCAAAAGAAAUGGCCCAUCUAGCUUCAUUAUGCACUAGCUUGAACCCAAAAGACAGGCCCAAAAUGCCAGCAAUUAUUGAAACAUUAGAAGCACUUCAACAAUUAAGGGACAUGGCUGUGGCUUGUGGACAAUGGCCACCUUCUCCAAAGUCCAGCAAUAAGUAUGUUGUUUAUGCACAAAAAGGCAACAAGGAUAGCAAAAUAGUGGUUAUCAAGAAUCCCCGUGUGGCUGUUAAUAAUAAGAGCAAGUAAAUGUAUGUACUGGAAUGAAAGAUCGUGGUUGAAAUAAUUAUAUAUAUCUAUAUAUGAAUAUUGUGUCUAAUGUAUGGAGUUAAGGUGAGACCUAACUGUUUGUAAAUAAAUGAAGGCUAUCACCAUAAGGUUUUAAUAUACAUAGACUUCCUUUAACAA
This is a messenger RNA of Capsicum annuum, 1483 nucleotides long. RefSeq names its product probable serine/threonine-protein kinase PBL15. Bases 59 to 1324 code for a protein of 421 amino acids. Gene Ontology annotation, biological process: protein phosphorylation. The record is from RefSeq and is a predicted model, not a curated record. The transcript is spliced from 5 exons. Gene Ontology annotation, molecular function: ATP binding; protein kinase activity. NCBI's taxonomy places the organism in Eukaryota, Viridiplantae, Streptophyta, Magnoliopsida, Solanales, Solanaceae.